This is a messenger RNA of Gryllus bimaculatus (two-spotted cricket), 6679 nucleotides long. The record is from the annotation of a GenBank genome assembly. NCBI's taxonomy places the organism in Eukaryota, Metazoa, Arthropoda, Insecta, Orthoptera, Gryllidae.
CUGUGUGUCAGACCGAGCGGAGAGGACAGUAUCCUCGUGCUUCUUCGAGGUUGGGUUGUUGCAGUGAGGGGUGAUUCAAAUUGUUCGCGGUGGCAACAUCUUGAACGUGCCGAAGUCCGAUUAAGUGGAAAGAAGAAUAUUUUUCUGCUAGAUUUACUUCAAAUUAUAAAACAAGAAAGUGAUUCUACCCACAAGAAAGCAAUGGAUAACAUAUCCAAUAGAUUGGAAGGUUUCACAAUCCUCUUUGGUGUUGCUGAGAUAUUUGGUGCUUUGGCUGUCAUUCUAGUGACUGUAUGGCUUGGUUAUUACCAUAAUGGUUUUGCUUGGCGUUCAGCACCUGCAGUGGAAUUUAAUUGGCAUCCAGUACUUAUGACAAUUGGCAUGGUAUUUCUUUACGGAAACUCUAUCAUGGUUUAUCGAGCCUUCCCAAAUCAUAGUAAACGCAGUUUGAAACUAACGCAUGCUAUUAUUCAUGCUGUGGCAUUUUUGCUUGCAAUAAUUGCUCUACAGGCAGUAUUUGAUUCACACAACCUAGCACCCACAAAGAUACCUAAUCUUUAUUCUCUACACAGUUGGAUUGGUCUAAGUGCCAUAAUAUUGUUCGCAUGCCAGUUGUUGGCAGGUCUAGUAACUUUUUUGUAUCCCGGUUUGAAGCAAACAUUCCGAGCUGCCUACAUGCCUGUUCAUGUGUAUUUUGGCAUUUUGGGAUUUGUUUGUGCUGUUGCAUCUUCAAUAAUGGGAAUUUUAGAAAAAAGUAUAUUUAGGAAAGAGUAUUCUUCAUUUGACUCUGAAACAUGGCUCGCAAACUUUCUUGGAGUUGUCCUGCUUAUAUUUGGCAGUUUGGUUGUAUAUUUAGUGACCGAGUCUCGAUACAAAAGGCAACCUCGUCCUGAAGAUGAGAUUCUUCUGACAGGAAAUUUGGAAUGAGUUACUCUAUGCUGCUUGUUAAUAACUCUCUUGAUUCUGAAUUAUUGAGAUAACUGCUGUCAGAUAGAUAUGAUUAAGAGGAUGGGGUUAUUCUGCUUGUUAUUGUUUUAUUGUGGCAUAGUUAGUAGUUUGCAUGGUGAUAUAUUAUUAGAACUAUUAUUAGAUAUAUCAGUAAAAUUAUUACACAUUGAAUUUUGGGGAAAAUUUGCAUAAUUUUUCUUGCUGACAGACUGAUAUUUAUUACUGUGCAUAACUAAGAGAUACAAGCUCAUGUGAUUCGAGAUCAUAUUUGUGUUGUGCUAUAUUUAAUGUUAUUUUAUUUUAAUUUAAUUUAAUUUAAUCUCAAAUAAUUGUUUCAUUGCUUAAAUUGUCAUGUUUGAUCUCUUCAUUUCAUAUAAUGCUUACCUUACCGUAUUAUCAAAUAUAUUUUUGUCAAAUAUAUGUCAAAUAUAUAAUAUAUUUUCUCUAUCAUGUGAAAUGCUAAAUAGUUCUUAUUGUCAAGCGUAUGAAUUCUGCAUUUAAAGAAAGUGAACAUAAAUUUUGGUGACUCAUUAAAUUAGUCAUGUAAAAGUUGUUCAAACACUUAAAAUGUCCCAAACCUUCUUAUCACUGAUAAUCUGCAUCUUUCAAUGGAAAUUACUGUGCAUUGGCGUAAAGAGCAAAGUUGUACCAUAACCUUCAAUGUGCAAUAUUCCUCAGUAGAAGCUUUAGUGAAAAUUAAGUUAAUCUUGGAAGCCUGUUUUCCCAGAAUGAAACACGUGAAGUAUGCCUAUUUUCUUUGGAAAAUCAAAUUUUUUUCACUUUAUGCUCAUCCAUCUACUAGUACACGAUUUUCACUCUGCCUUCUUAGUAAUCUUUUCUUGUGAAUCAAAUUUUGAGUGAUUUAAAGUGAUAAUUUUCAGAAAUCAUAUUGUGAAUCUCACAUGUUCCAUGAAAUGCUGAAGUUAUUUUCCUUUGCUGGGUUUCUUAUGUUUGAAACUGACAUAUUGCAAAAAAGUCUUUGUUAGAGAAAUGUCCACUAUUCCAUAUUCAGUUACACAGAAAUGCAUACUUGGAAAUUGAGAUUAGACAUUUUCAAUAUCUAAUUUCACCAUCAAGAACUGCUUCUAGGAAAGAAAAAUCCCAAGUAGUUAUGUCAUAUAAAUUCAGAUUCCAAAUAUUCAUGCUUUACUUGGAAGAUAGUUGAUCAAACGAAGUGCAUGAUGUUCUUAUGAACUUGGUUUUUUUUUAUAUUACACAUCUGAUCUCUCCAAUUCUGUUUUCAAGGCGUGUGCAUUGAUUCUCCCUGUUGUCACUUUUUCUUCUCUUCAUUCCUUGCAUAUUUUACAAAGAUGGAAUUUAAUUGGAAUUCAGUAGUUUUAAUUAAACAUUUUAAUAUAAAAAACACGGUAGAUUUUUAUUCCUUAAUACCAACUGGAUUAGAAAUUUUCAACUUUGUACCUAUUCAUUAAUUUCAAUUUUUAAGUGAUUUUUAAUCAAUACAUGAUCACGAUUUCAAUGUAAAAACAUUGUAUGGUACUUAGUAGUCAAUGGCAUGUUAUGAUAAAAUGUAUGUAAUGAAAAUGCUUUAUAUACAAUGAACAUUAUAUGCAAAGCAACUUCAUAGGAUCAAAAUUAAAUAAGGGAAUACAUUGUUACAACUGUUCUUCUGUCCUCCCAUGCCCAUUAAAUUCAGAAAGCCAUCUCAAAUUGUGGCGCAUAGUGAAAAUAACAGCUUCAUGUUAAUUAGUUCAAGAUAUGUGUUUGUCUAUAGAGCAGUGAAGAAAAGUAUAUUAUGAAUGCAGUUAAUGUCUUUUUUUAUUUUAUUGACUUACCCUAUUAAACAACAUAUAAUACGUAUUACACUGAAGUUGCGGGCUGUUUUUUUUCUUCUUUAGAAAAAUACAAAGUAUGUUCAAAUUUUUAAAACAUAUUUCAAUAUCAAGCCCUUUAAUUUUAUUUUCUAUGCAGAUAUGCAUGGUACAUUCAAAGAAUUAUACAUUUUUGAUUAUAAUAAAAGAAAUGGAAUUGUCACAAUUUGAAUGUUGUUAAUUUUUGUUGAAUUUUGCUGAACCUCAAAAUAUUGCUAAUAUCAAGUUUAUUAUUUACAUAAUACUUGUUACACAAAAAAUAUUUUGAGAAAUAUGCUUUUACAAUGUCAGCAGUUAAGAUUUGAUUAUUGUAUAAGGUUAUUACGUAUCAUAUUUUGUGGAUAGUCCUGUUGAUAUGUUGUGUUAUGUGUAUUAACUGAGUAGCUCCUCUGUUAAAUGUUUUGUAAUUAAUGCAUUCUGCUUGCAUACAAUACUUCCACUGAAAUGACUUAAAACAUUCUAGUUGAUUCUAGAUGUCAAGGAGACAAAUAAUUUCUAUUCACUUCAUACAGGAAAUAACAACUCUAAAUGCCUGCAUGCUACUAUUGUACCAUGUUUGGGAAUCAAUGGCUUUAGUGGUUCUUUGCUGGAAAAAGUGAGCCUAAAUCCGGCAAAAAUCUUCUGUUGUUAGUGAGAAAAUACAACUUCCAUGAAAUUACCUUAUAUACAUGUUAACACCAUUGUUACGAUUUAUUAAUUUUUCUUGGAAAAGGUAUUACGUUUUUGCCAGUUAUAGGAUAUACACUUAUUGAAUAUAGCAUUGUGACAAUAAAAUGUUAUGUUUCACUUUCACAUGCAUAGGUUGCGUAAUUGGCGUAGAAUAAUCAUUUUUGAAGAAUAUAUUUAAUUAGUGAGAAGUACGUACUGAAUUGCAAAUGUAAACAAAGCUUCAAGAAAUUUACUUAAUGAUUUGAACGCUAAGUUAUUCCAAAUAAUAGUAGUUGCAUCAUAUAAUUUGUACUUUUAUUUUCAUGAAAUGCCUUUGAUUAUAAAAAGUAUGUAGCACAAUUGCCAUACAUCAUCACACAGCUAUUUACAUUUUUUAAUAUUUUAUCGGAGCAAUAUUAUGAAAUAUUUAAAUCAUAAUUUUAUGAUCUUGCUGCAAACUUAAUUGCCAAUUGAUAUUCAAUCAGCAGAUGAACUGAAGACCAUAUAAAGUUCUCAAUUAUAAUUAUUUCAUUUUAGAAUCUAAAUUUUCCGUUUACAUUACUUCAUAUUUAUUAGCUAACAAAAUUCCAUUACAAAACUUAACAUUUGAAUGAGGAUAUGCAUCUUUAAAAGACAUGUACAAUGUGAAGUAUUCUUGCACAUGCCUGACCUUGAAUGAACCAAAGGCAUUAUUAAUGAUAAAAUAUAAUUUGAAAAUAAUUAUUUAAAAAAAAAUUGGUGUUCGAUUCUUAAAUUGUCAUUUUAUAUGGCAGUACUACAGUAUUGUUUUGCGCACAUUUUUCCUUGUUCUGGGAAUAUUGAUAAAUGAAAGUUGUUUUCAGUAUUAAGUUGUCUUCUUGUAUUCAUUGUGGGUAUGUAACUUAAGGCCUCUAUGAUGUAUUACCAAUGUUUAUUUUUUCUAUGUAGAAUGAAACUGAAAAAAGCAAGAAACGUUGACAUAUGUAUAUGUGCGCAUAGGUAUAGUCCCAUAUUUGUAUGAGAAAAACUUGCCUAAUAAACUAUGUAUUUGUGUUAUCAUGAAUGUCCAAAUCUCCAUUAUUUUUCUCAUUAUACUAAUGUGUUUUGUAGUAAAUUAUACAAUAAUGAUAAACGAAAAAAUCAGUUCCCUAGAGUCUUACAUUAAUUAUUUUGAAAUGUUACUACAAUAAAAAACGUUAGGCACAUCACUAAAAUAACUCCACUCAUUGCAUUUUUCUCAGAUAUUUAUUUCAUACUUCAUAUCCCAUUAAAAAAAUAUAUCACCACAGUAGAAUUCCACUUAAAGGUUUCAUUUCAAAAUAACAAACACCUUUCAGUGGAAUUUGAUUCUAAUACUUGUUUACUCCAGUAUUAAAUGCCAGGUAUCUUAACAAACUAGGGAGCACAGGUAUGUCGCAAAUUUUGACACAAUCCUGCUUUAAUGCAUUGCACACACAUUAUCCAUUAUAUUUCACAUGACUACAUUCAAGCAAACAAAAAUGAGAAAAUAUAAAUUUCAAAAUGAGCAUGGCAUUUACAAAAAAUUCAGCAUACAACUGAAGCUACUCUUGAUACUGUAUACGAGUGCAAGAAUGAAAUCUUUUCUUUUAUGAAGUACAUACAAAUCUGCAUUUAUACUACGUGUAGGAACAACUAACACAAGGUUCAAUCUGCUUUUCAUACACCUUUAAUGAAUGUGUUUGCCUGUGAAUUUACCUACCAUGAAGCAACAAACAUGUAGUUCACUUUUAAUUGACAAAAACAAUAAACAAUUGUACUGUAUGAUCUGACAGAAAACCACACUUUUUAUAAUACAUAUGAAAUCAACUUUCUGAAUACUGAUAUUUCAAGAAAUGCUAUGAAAAACACAGGAAUUUAUUCAUACAUUAAGUGAUUAUUUAUAAUAAAUUAUGUAAAUAAUAAAUACAACAAGGAAAAUAAAAUAAAAAUAAAAUUUACAUAGAUCAUCAAAAUGUGAAUAAUUUAAAAACCAAAUUUCACCAAAUGUUCACAAUUUUACAUCAUUUACACAUGUAUCACAUUGCCAGCAAUGUGAUGAAGUUUUAUGCUUAUCACAUUUGUUUUAAAAUCAAAUACAGGGUGAUCUGUUCAGUCAUCACAAGAAUUAAUACAAGAGAGUUAUGCAUCACAUUCAAACACACAAUGUAAGUCUACACACUACAAAAACAAUUGCCAGUAAUUUCAAUAAAACUAUGAAAUGUACAUUAAAUCACAGGAAGACAAAUGUUUUUGUUUAUACAACUCAAUAUGCUGUUUUAAAAGUAUUUUAUUGUUGUGGGCAAAGUUUUCAUACCUGCCAUUCACCCAGAAACUCACAAACACAUGUAUGCACACAUUUUCUUUGAUUCAUGCACAGAUCACCCUGUAUGAUAACAGCAAUCUUGUACAUUGCACAUUCCAAGAAGUACUACAAUGUCCUUUGUCAGAAAACAACAAAUAAUUUAUUAACUAGGCCAUUUUUCUGCCCACUGAACAAAAAUAAUUUCAAGUGGAAAUUUUUAUUCAAAAUCUAUAAAAUACUAACAUUCUUAUAUUUCAAAGAAAUGUUUCAUCUUCCAUACUAGUUAUACUCAUCAAUAAGAUAUUUUUGAAUUUAGACAAUUACAGAAGCACAAAACAAAUGUGGAUAAUUAAUACUGAAAUAUUUACAAGAAUUUGUCAAUCAUUCUGAAGUAUUCAACAUCAAAACACAACCUUUAUAACGAAGUUAUGAUUAUACCAGAAUUGAUCCUGAACUAUACAAAAGCAAGAAAAUAUUUGAUGCACUAAAAGAAAAAUGGCAGACAAUGAAAGGGAAUCAGGUUGGAUAUUAUGUAGAUAACAAGGGACCUUGUUUAAAUGUGAUGAUACAAAGUUAUACAGAUUUAUUAGUUUGGCAGUUUUACUUAAGGUAAGACCUUGAGAAUUCAUUUAUGCCAUUUUCAAAUGAAUCAGCAAUGAAACUGAAUAAAAAAUAUCCAAAAUAGGUCAAAUCACAAAAUACUUGAUCCUAUUAAUGUUACUUUCCAAAACUGUGAUUGAUACAUAUACAAAAGAUUAGUACCUAAAUAAAAAGGCAAGGCCCUUAAUAAAACACAAAACACUUUACUGACAAGUUAUCUGCCUUUCCCAAACAGGGAAACUAAGAAAAUGCAAUUGCAAAUCCGAAGUUUAUUUAUCCUUGGUAUACAAUUUGGGGUCCACAAUAAAAUGGAAAUUGAAAGACAAAGAAUAGUAAGAUUUUCCCCCUACUUUUUGAUUUAAAAAAAAAAAAA